UUUUUUUUUACGCUUUUACGUUGCUCAAUCCUUGAUUCAGUUUAAAAAAUACAAUGGAAGCCAAAUACGACGAGAAGCAGGGUGCCAAAGCUAUCGAGGCCUUGUUCAAAGCGAACGAAAGCAAAGAAGAGAAACCUGAUCUGUUGGACACCGUCCCCAAUCUUUGGAUUCAAAUCACUACCAAGAAGUUCGAUCAAAAGAAGAAGAUGAAAUCCAAGCGAUUACCUUUGAAGCAUGCCAUCUAUCCCGAUACAGCCUCCGUAUGUCUCUUCUCCAAAGAGCCCGAGGCAACUGUGGAACAAAAAUUGAAAAAGGAAGAUUACACGAAAAUCGACAAGGUCAUUAGCAUUUUGACCCUGAAGGAAUCAUACAGCACUUUUGAAUCUCGACGAAAACUUCUCGCAUCGUAUGACAUCUUCUUGGUCGACGACAGAGUAUUCCAUUUGAUGCCCAAUGUGCUCGGUAAAACAUUCCUUCAAACCGGCAAGACCCCUAUUCCAGUCAAGACGAGUCCUCGUGCCCUUCGACGUUCCGUAGACGAUGUUUUUGUUAGCAGUUACAUGAAACGUUCUGCAGGCGCUACAAAUGCGCUGAAAAUUGGUCAUUUCGGCAUGAAGCCCAAAGAAGUCAUUGAAAAUUUAAAUGCGGUCUUGCCCCAGCUCGUGGAAAUUCAAGCAAGGAACUGGAGCAACGUUCAAGCGAUCAGCGUAAAAUCCGACGACUCGCCUGCAUUGCCUAUCUUUACAUCCCUUCGUGAACAAUAAACAUGCAUAGUACAUAUCAUCUAGACUUUUUCUCUUCUUUUUCAACCCCACGAUAAAAAAAAUGAAUUCAUCUCCAUCCAUUCUUUUUUUUAUUUGCAUUGCUUUUGGUAGUUCACCGUCCGGCUUUUUCUGUUGGCAAUCUUUCGACGCCAUCAUGUGCAUAGAAGCUCGAGCAAACACAGUUGGAAAAUUAUA
Radiomyces spectabilis is the source of this 959-nucleotide messenger RNA. RefSeq names its product ribosomal protein L1/ribosomal biogenesis protein. Gene Ontology annotation, cellular component: 90S preribosome. The record is from RefSeq and is a predicted model, not a curated record. NCBI's taxonomy places the organism in Eukaryota, Fungi, Mucoromycota, Mucoromycetes, Mucorales, Radiomycetaceae. The coding region runs from base 54 to 764 and encodes 236 amino acids. The transcript is spliced from 5 exons.